Messenger RNA from Vitrella brassicaformis, 2162 nucleotides. NCBI's taxonomy places the organism in Eukaryota, Vitrellaceae. The record is from the annotation of a GenBank genome assembly.
GCUGGCUACACGGCUGUCGGCCCGGCCCCAUCAAUCAUUCGAUUUGUGCUGCGUCGUUGAGUUUGGUGCACGUCUCCUCGAGCAGCCGCAGCAAAGUCUCCUCCGUAGCCUCACGCUCCUGACGCUCCUGUGGGUAAGCAUAGGAUACGUGUGUUGACAAACAACCAGCCGAGAGGGGGAGGGGGAGGGGGAGGGGGAGUGGAACGGAAUGGCAUGUGUGUGUUGGUCAAUCGGAUGUGCGGUUCGGUGGGGUAGGUGCGUACCAGUGCGAUUUCGUGCCUGACUUUGGCGACUACGUCCUCGACCAGCUUGUACACUUCUUCCUCCAUGACCCUCCUGCAGCAGCAAUCAAUUGAGACACACACCGCAAGUAGAAGUUGUGUGGCAUGUGUGUGAUGUGACGUGACAUGACGUCCACCCACUCCCCCACCUGGCAUGUUCCUCGUCGUGCAGCUGCUGCCGCAGCCGACUGAUCUCAUCCAUGGCGCUGCCCAACAAACUGAGAUACAGAGGGGGAGGGAGGGAGGGAGGGAUGGUGUGGUGUGGUGUGUGGAGCGUUGAUUGCUCGCUCUCCUGUCUCAUAAACAAAAUCCGUCUCUCCCCUUUCACUGCUGCACUCCUUUCCCUCAUUGUUUCCCGACUGACCGACCGUUGUUCCAUGGCCUCCCGCUGCGCGGUCUCAUCGCGCAGCGACGAACACAACUUGGGGAUAUCCGCCUGCAGCGCACAGCCAGUGGAUGGAUGGAGGGAUGGAUGGAUGCAGCCGUACGCACACCUCUACUCUAGACAGACAUGUGUAUCGGUUUGGUGCUUGGGUGGGGUGGGUUGAGGUGGCUGACCUCUAGGUAGUUCCUUAGUUGCUCCUGGCUGGCCUCGCGGCUCUUCUUCUCGGACAACAUGGCCUCACUGCACACACACUCGACAAACAGACACACACACACACACACAUGCAUUCGUGUGUUUGUUCAGGGAGAGGGGAGAAUAGGGUGUGGUGUGGUGUUGUGGCCGGCCCUUGCUGGGCUGCUUAGCUUACGAGAGUGCUUUGGUCUUGUGUUCGAUAGUGUGUAUGAGCCGUUUCUCGGUCUCCCGCAGGGCCGCCUGCUCCUCCUCCAACAUCUCACUAAUGCUGCAGCACGCCGCAUUGCAGACAGACAGACAGACAGACAAGUGGAAAUCCACACAUGACGUGUGCCUGUGUCCCCUCCCCAGACCCACCGCUUGUCAACUCCCUCUAUGGCCUCCUGCUUGCGCACUGGGGAAACACGUAAGCACACAUACAAACAAGUACACAGAGAGUGAAACGGAAAGGCCACACGGGAAGGACUUGUCUGUCUGCCCUGUGUGCGGUGCGCCUUCAACCGUCCGUACGGUUGAGGUCCUCUAGGGCCUGACGCUGCUGCUCGAUGUCAGCCUGGAACUGACUCAUCUGAUCGAAUCAAUGGGAGGACAGAUGGAUGGAUGGACGGAUGGAUGGAUGAAACGCAUCCGCCCGCCCACUGUCCCACCUCCACCUACCUGUUCUUUGAUUUGGUUGAUCUUCUUGGUCGCCGUUUCCGACGAAUGCACCACACGCUCGUCGAGAGCCUUCAACCGGGUCUGCAAUUGCUGAAGGAACAAAAGGAGAGAUUCAUACGGGCAUCCAUCCAUCCAUCCAUCCAUCCUGGUGCCCUUUCUGUCUGUCCUCACCUCAAACCGCGACUGGCGCUCCAUCUCCAAACCUACAAAAGACGGAUACACGGUCCGAUCCAUGCAGCACACCAUGAUGAUGCAGAGAUCUGGCUCACUCCCUGACUCACCAGCGUGGAGCCCCGACAGCCGCUGCGAGAGCUUGUGUAUCCUCUCCUGGUGCGCUGACACGACAGAUGCGCCGGUGGAUGAGGGCGUGUUGGUGCCGCCCGUCCCUAUGACGUGGGUCUGGGUGUGGGGGAUGGUCGUGCCGGGCACGGGAGGCGGCCGGCCGCGAGCGCUGGACGGCGGCAGGCCCUGCGGGGAUGAUCCGUGGUGGUGCGGCUGCUCAUCCCACUGAUGGGAGUCGCGGGAACGCUCGCGAGCCUCUCUUGCAUCGUAGCUGUGGCGCAUCCUACGUGAAACCACGUUUCCUUUAGUAACGCCGGAACCACCAAAUUUGCAACACUUGGGGUGUUGCACGGGGGCUGUUAAUG